Molecule: messenger RNA, 2079 nt
Organism: Fusarium poae
Lineage: Eukaryota; Fungi; Ascomycota; Sordariomycetes; Hypocreales; Nectriaceae
Exons: 4
Coding region: 1-2079 (692 amino acids)
Biological process (GO): vesicle-mediated transport; intracellular protein transport
Cellular component (GO): cytoplasm
Molecular function (GO): GTPase activity; GTP binding
Source: RefSeq, a predicted model, not a curated record
AUGAGAAUCGCUCGUUGGCUAUUGAAAAGAGGCACUGAACAUGUCGGCCUGGUGCUAGGGAACGAUGCAUCUGGAAAGACGACGUUUCUAUACAACCUGUUAUUUGGAGAAAUUGUACAGACAAUUCCGACUAUCGGCUUCAAUGUAGAGACAUUGGAAUAUCCAGAUGGAGACAAAAUCACCCUAUGGGAUAUCGGAGGAUGUGACAUGAUCCGACCUCUUACUCGACAUUACAUGCUCAAUGAUCGCUUCAUCAUCUUUAUCCAAAGCUGUGAAGACUUGGAGCCCGACCGGGUCGAGUUUUCUUUGGAGUAUCUACGCAUGGCGAUGGGAAUGAUGGAGAGCUUUGGGGCGAAGAAUAUGUUUAUCCUAUUCAAUAAGCAGGAUCAUCUCUCACCAGAGGAAGCAACCAAAGUCGUCAAAGAUCUCAAGUCCCAGAUUGAGAAAGAAAUCAAGCCUUAUGAGAACAAGCUGGACAUCAGGAUAUUAGAAUAUCCCGGUCUGAGCGCGCUGCACGGCACACAUCUAUAUACCGCCAUGGAAGAGAUCAGAACGACUCUGAAACAUGGAAAACCAACUCAGAAUAUCAGAGCUGAGAUUGAACAGAGGGAGAAAGGCCCGAGUAAAGAUGAACUCAUCAAUCGAAUCAGACAAGAAAAUGCUCAAAGUGUCGACGCGCAAACGUUUUGGAAGAGUUUCCUGGACGGCGGUCUUGAGUCAUGGGAUCAUUACACCCAUCUCCGAGCAGGUUUCUUCGUUAUGCGCGAUUGCUUCGCCAGAGGACUGGGCCUUUUGGAUUGCGCUGACGAGUUUAUGGCCCAUUUGGAUCGACUGAGGGAGGGCAAUCCUGAGAGAUUUCGCAAUACUGCGCAUAGGACAAUGACCAUAUUUUGGCUGCACCAGAUUCAGGUCGCUGCCAUCGAGUAUCAAGCAAAUAAAGCAUCAGAAAAAUUCCCCGAGCAGGAAGAGUACGCAGACAUUGUCUUUUCAGCGCCCCAUCUUAUGAACUCUGGUCUAUGGAGGGCGUAUUACACCAAAGACUUACUCUUUACGCCUCAAGCCAAGGAAGAUUGGCAUCUUCCGGAUAUCCAACCUCUGCCUACAAUCAGCCAAGUCACUGAACGACCGCAACAGCAGAUGGCCGGUAACGAUACUGAUCGACUACCUCGGUUCGCCUUUUCCGUUGUUCAAAAGACGUUGUCGUCUAAACUCAGACGUGGAGGAAUCGUAAAGCAAGCCCUUGAAGCUUUGCAGUCAUCUACCAUGCGCCUUCGCGCUUCAGACUCUUCAAUUCCUCCAUACUCUGAGACACAGGCAUAUUUCUGGAUUCAGAUUAUUCACGCCUACCUUGGGUCUUUACAAGUGCAAGACUCUUCUCGUGAAAGCCGUUUCAGCGGAUCACCUACAAGUCUAACCUUUGAAGCCUUCAAAUCUCUGUUUGGCAUAACAGGCGACGAGUGGCGUCAGUACUAUUCGCAAUCUGUAUGGGAGAGUAUCCCAGCCCGAAUGAGUUUCAUGAAUCCCGAUAAGAAAGCUCUACCGAAUGUCUUUGGUAUGCCUUCGCAGGCGAGGAUGGAUCUCGCUCGUUCACAAAUGGUCAACGCGAUAAGUCAUCGUUUCGAUAAACCUCCCGGCUUGCCAACUCGUGAAGAUCUGGACUUCCUAGCAGCUGUGUUAAUCGAUGAAGCGAAGCUAAUACCCGAGUCCGAGCUCAACGUGGCUAGUCACGCAAGUCUAUUGCGCUUUACCUUUAAUCGUCUUUCCGAGAAAAAAGAACCUGGCGUUGGCGGAGCAAAGAAAAGUCCUACUUCGCUUGCCUCGUCCACAGCGCUGGAGGUUUCUCAAAGGGUUGGUUUGACGCAGGGUAUGUUUUGGGUGCAAAGAGUCCAGAUUGAGUUGGCUAGAAACAAACAUGUCAAAGGUUUCGACGAGUUUGUCAGAGAAAAUUCGUACUUGGCGUUUGAGGAUCUGCCGUUUGUGUAUUACUCGCCUCAACUGUGGGAGAGUGCUGAGGCGAGGGGGGCUUAUGUGCCGCCUGAUAGACGGACGGUUUCUAGUAUUGUUGCAGGAAAGAUUUGA